CAGAAUUUUCCUAAUUUCCCUCUUAGCAAGUUUGCCAGCUUGUCUUCAACAAUAUACCUGAGCGAUUUCUUUUUUCAAUUUAUCAACCAAUGUCAGAAAAUUGUUCUUCUACAUGUGAUAUAUGCAUGCCUUCUGAAUGGGCCAUUUGUAUGUUGUCUGCAGUGUCAUGUAUUUAAAGGCAGCAAAAAUGUACUGGGGCAACUCGCAAGACAAACAAAAUAAAUUACCAUGAUCUGAGUUCUUUGUUCAUCUUGUCAUAGUGUGUUUCUUGCUGGCGUAUGGGGCUUUUUUGCGGACAAAAUUUCGAACGUGAAUACAUCAAUGUUUUGUUAAAUUCAUUAUUGUUAUGCGUAAUAAUACAAGUUGGAAAGUAACAUAAAUCAAUUUCGACCGGGGUACAUCAAGUUCGAAUGCUAUACAUCGAUGUUGUUUAGCAUAAAUCGCUUUUCCGAAUCAUUCGAGCGUGAACGUAUGCAACUAAAAGAUGUUCAAUAAAACUAAAAGAUGAGGAAGCGGAAAUAGAAAUGACCGGAAACAGGAAGUGAUAAAGUCCGGUCCAAAUGACGUUAGCUUUCCCGCGCUUUCGCCAAUGUUUGUUCUCUCUAACCAACAUGGCGGACCGGGAGAGUAGCUCAGAAAACAACACGAGAUCUAGAUCUGUCCAAGAUUUUGUUCGCACCGUCUUACAUACCGUAACUAAUUUACAGACGCAAUCGGGAAACCCAAAUAGGGCGGAGAACAGUAGCAGUGGGGAAUUUUCCUCCGCUGAGGAAGAAAUGAAUGCAAGGUUUCAGAUACCGAGGCAUCGCCGGGGAAUUCCUAAUCGUAGUGCUACUUCAACGAGGGUUGUAGCCUCGACGGCCUACAAUCCGAGACAGAACUACAGCCCAGUACAAAGGAACGUCAGCAGGUGCCCAACGAGAGGAAGAAGAAAUAAUUAUACCGCAAAUGCAAGAGGCGAAAACCCAACCGAGUACGUUUACAAAGAUAUGUUUGACCCUGAAUGGAUUCAAGUGCCGCGAGGCGCCACUAAGGGAAAUUUAGUCCAGCGAGGACUGUACAUUGACGCCUUUCGACUAGUUAAAAACUGGAGUGAGGCACGUCUUUACUCUGAACUGGCCUCGUUAUUUAAAGAAGCUCUUGAACGCCCGGAUCAAAAUGACAUUGGGUAAGUGAUGGACCUCCAUAUUCAUGAGGUUAAGUUUGAAGACUUAUUCAUGGGUUACUUCAUAACUAUCUAGGCUAGGCCCUCCAUCUAUUGUUGAUAUCACAGGACGGGUGUUUGAAACUACAGUACAAAACGAACUUUAAAAAAUAGCGAGUAACUGUAAAAAAAGCCCAGUUCUUGCUAAUUGUGCAGAAGAAAUAUGGGUUAUUGACUAAGCUUGUUUGGUCAAGAUGCCUGGAUAUUGGCCAGGUUCUUUUUUUGCGUGUUUAUGGAGCUCGAGCCAAAAAAAGAACUUGGCCAAUAUCCAGCCACCUUGACCGAACAAGGUUGGUCAAUAAAGGAUUUAUUAUAUGACUUUCAGGGAAAUUUUUCUUGCGGGACACAGCAGGUAGUGCCAAGCAGGCAACAUAGCUCCAUCUUGCCCCCUCAAGUAGCCAAUCACAGUGCAGGAUUCGAUCAUCUUGCCCACUCAUGGAGCUAGACAUAUAAUAACGCAGAUUAUUUAACAGGACAACUAAAUAAUAAACCAAACGCUAUAUUCUGCUUCUUAGCUAUCCGGUAUUACGAGAGAAAAUAUGAGAGUGAUCAAACUGUUUCACUCUGGUUGAGUACAUUAGUUUCUUUUAUAAUUUUUUGAUUAGGUUUGAAUUUGUAAAGAGCUCUGGCUCCCACAUUGUGCCUGUGCAAGUACCAAGAGGCCAAGAGAGGAAUGCCCGUGUAAUAAGACACAUAUCAGGGCAGGGACCCUUGUAUAUACGAGCAUUGGAAGUUCUGAGUUCUAAAGAGGUGAUUGCUUAAUAAUUUUUAGCAACUGAAAUGUUUACUUUUUGUCGUAUCAUGCAGAAAUACAGUAUACAGUACACAGCAGCUUUCUUUACCGUAUUUGGCAUGAUAUCAAUAUUGUGGCACUUCUCCUGGGAAUGGAAAUAUUUUAUAAGCAUCUCUUUCUUUUUGUCUGAUCUUCCUUGCUAUCUGGUAAACAAUUAAUUAUACCCUCUCUAUAAUACAUGGCAAGGGAUAACAUGCUACUCUCUCUAACAAAGGUUCCUUGACUUUUCAUUCCUAUGAAUACUGUAUUAAAGAUGAAUGAACGCAAUGCUCCUUCUUGGCCAGCUUAAAGUUCUAACAUCCAUUUAAUGUGUUAUGAAGUCUUUUAAAGAUCAAACUACUAUUUUUCUAGCAUCUAAAUAAUUAUUCUUAAUAUAAGUAUAUAAUAUUAUUUCAGGGUGACGAUGAUGACAGUCAGGUUUCUAGUGACAAGGACAUCAGGGAUUACUUGGAAGGAAGUACAUUGCUCCCUGUCUUAAAUCCUAUUGUUGAACCAGGUCCCAGUUGUACAGACGAGGACGUUGCUCCACCAUCAAGCUUACAGCAAACUGAUGUACCUUUGCUUGUGGUAGAAAAGAUGCCAUCCUCUGAUGUUUACCAACCUUUUAGUAAUGUAGAUACGACAAAUAUCAUGAGUCAGUCUGAAGCAUCAAAUGAAUUGACCAAAAAGAGGGAAUUGGAUAUCCUGGUAGAAAUGUUUCCUAACUUAAAGCAGGAGCGAAUUGAACAGGCUCUGGAAAGUGCUGGUUCAGAUUUGGGGAGAGCCAUCAACAUACUUCUUGAGGAAAAUCAUACAGGUGUGUUUGUAUGUGUUUCACUAGGGUAAAUAAUGUUGGGAUACAUCAGAUGAAUAAUAUUUAGUAAUAUUUCUGAUAAUUUGGCUUGCUUCUUUUGUCUUUCUCCAUCUUAAUUGCCAAUUUUAUGAAAACUGUAAUGUGUCACUAUCAGUUGACCAUCCUAGCUCAUCACCCAGUGUCAAGGCAUAAAACAGUGUAUGUGGUGUCAUUUGCCUAGUUAACUUUCAGUAUUUUUCUUUCAGUGUAAUAUAAAUGAUGUAGAAGGUCAUAAAUUAUUUAUUUAUUUUUUGCCCAAGCCAGAGGCUCAUGUUUAAAACAUAAGACUAUAAAACUAUCUAUAAGUAAAACUAUAUAAAAUAUAUUAAAAAUAUAUCAAGAACAGAGCAAUAAGUGUGCAAAAAAUGUAAAUAGAAUCCAAUUGUAGAUAUUAAAAUUACUUAAGGUGGUUCCGUAAUUAAUACAACAGCAUUUAGCUGUGACAAAUUUUCCGUCAUAACUUUUUGGUUUUUAACGCGAUGGCUGCGAAACUUUGCAAAGAACAACAGAUAUCAUUAGGCAAUGAUUCGAAAUAUUCCGAUUUCACUGAUGGUAAAUAUUUCUCGAGAAAUUAGCGCUUAAAAGGACCCUACUGUUCAAAGAAAAUCGCGUCUAGUAAAAAAUUUUGCUGAUAUUUUUUACUGAGAUUUCUGGUAUCGGCUUUAAUUGGUAUAAUAAAUAUGCCAGAGGAAUUUCAGAAAAAUCGUUGGAGCAGAAGUCCGAAACUAAAAGUCGCUCAAAAUUCAGCUGUGAAAUUGUUUUGGAAUUUCAAAAAUAAAUUACCAUCAGCGAGAAGGAGCCACCAGUUUGAAUUUUCGGGACAAGUAAAUUCAGUGUUUGCUAAUUCUGAAAACAGAAGCCGAUUGCCUAUCGUGCUAUUCUUUAAAAGGUACUGUUCAGUUUUAGAAGCACUAUAAAUUGCUUCAAAACUUUGCUCUGACGUCGAAUGACUUGUUGUCCUUGUUCCUCGACAUUUUUUAAAAUAUCCCUUGGCAGUUUUGGUUCAAACUCCUGCUGCACACAUUUUGAUGUAUUGCAAUGCAUCCUCAACGGCUUUUCCUGCUGUACGUUGUUUCCAAUUCAGGAAAAAGGUAUUGGGAUUGUAAGCUACCUUGUAUCAAAGCUCAGAUAGAACUGUCCAGCACCUUUGUUUAUGACCAGAAAAUGAGCACGAGCGGCACUUGUGCGAGGAAUUCGCACCUCAGCCAGGGGGACGAAUGACAAUGAUGCCCAUGUCUGUGAACCGAUCUGUAUAAACAUGUAUUGCAGAGCAAAACAUAAUAAUCAAGAAAAAAUACCCAUUCAUUGAGGGAAGGAGUGACAAAAAUUCCAGAGUUGUAAAUUUAUUCACGGGCAGUAUUUUUUGCGAUAAUUUUAUUUUGGACUGUGAUGUUAUUCGGUUCACAGGCAUGGUCAUCGAUGUCGUUCGUCCCCCCUGUGUGAGGUGCGAAUUCCACGCAGAACUGCCGCUCGUUCUCAUUUUGUAGUCAUAAACAAAGGUGCUGGACAGUUCUAUCUGAGCUCUGGUACGAGGUAGCGUCCAAUCUCAAUACUUUUUUCCUGAGUUGGAAGCAACGAACAGAAGUAAAAGUCGUUGAAAAUGCAUUGCAAUACAUCAAAAUGUAUGCAACAGGAGUUUGAACCAAAACUGCCAUGGGAUAUUUUAAAAAUGUCGAGGAACAAGUAAUUCUACCUCAGAGCAAGGUUUGGAGCAAUUUAUAGUGCUUCUACAACUAAACAGUACCUUUUAAAGAAUAGCACGAUAGGCAAUCGGCUUUUGUUUUAAGAAUUAGAAAACGUUGAAUUUACUUGUCACGAAAAUUCAAACUGGUGGCUCCUUCUACCCGAUAGUAAUUUAUUUUUGAAAUUCCAAAACAAUUUCACAGCUGAAUUUUGAGCGACUUUUAGUUUCGGACUUCUGCUCCAACGAUUUUUCUGAAAUUCCUCUGGCAUAUUUAUUAUAUCAAUUAAAGCCGAUACCAGAAAUUUCAGUAAAAAAUAUCAGCAAAAUUUUUUACUAGACGCGAUUUUCUUUGAACAGUAGGGUCCUUUUAAGCGCUAAUUUCUCAAGAAAUAUUUACCAUCAAUGAAAUCGGAAUAUUUCGUGUUAUUGCCGAAUGAUAUCUGUUGUUCUUUGCAAAGUUUCGCAGCCAUCGCGUUAAUAACAAAAAAGUUAUGACGGAAAAUUUGUCACAGCUAAAUGCUCUUGUAUUAAUUACGGAGCCACCUUAAGGUACUAGAGAAAGGUAGGAAAUACAUGUACUAUUAGGAAACAAAUGGAAAAUAAAUACUAAUUAAAAAAAUCUAUAUACAAGAGUUACAAUGACAGCUGUACCCUAAUUUGCUGAAGUCAAAAGCCUUUAGGUAACUACUGAAGUCACUAAAUUUACUUGAUGUUUUAAUAUAGAGUGGUUUUCACUUGACUGUUGUAAAACCAAAACCAAAGUAAAUACACUAGCCAACCAAAGGGCGUAGUAAAACCAAAACCAAAACCAAAACCAAUCCCUUUCGACAGUCAAGUGAAAACCGCUCUAUGCAGGUAGUUUAUUCCAUAGGCGACUAACUUUAUAGGUAAAGAAAUUAUGAAAGAAUUUAUUAUUAUAGCCAGGUUGUUCCAGAUUAAUGCCCCUACUUCUUAAAUUAUAUUUUGUAUGACGAGUCUGAAAAAAGUUCUUGAUGUAUUGUGGACCAUAAGAGUGCAUGCAUUUGUAUAAUAAAACAAGAGAACUAUAAUAGCGUCUAUGUUCAAGAGACUGCAUAUCACUCAAGGAUAAUAUAGUAUCAUAGUCAAGAUUAUUACCUAGAUUUAAUAGAGUUUUAAGUGCAUAUUUGUUGGCUGACUCUAGUUUAGAGCUCAAUGUUUUAUUUAUUCCAAUAAGUAGUGGACUGAAGUAUUCCAAAUGAGGAAGCAGGUAGGCCUUGCAAAGUGAUAGGGACAUGUUAUGAGGCAUCAGUCUUUUGAGAAAUCUUGGAGCACCAAUCUUGGCAUAGACUUUCUUGAGCAUGUUGGAUAUAUGUUCACAGUAAGUCAAUUUGUUAUCAAUAGUCACCCCAAGAAUUUUAAGAGAGUUUGCCAAUUCCACCUUAGUAUCACCAAUGAAACAUUCAGGGAUGUGAGUGUGACUGCCAAGUAUCAUACCUUGAGUUUUGAUACUGUUGACAAUCAGAUAAUUUUGAGAAAACCAGGUGACCAGAAUGUUAAGGUCCUGGUUUAAAGAGAUUUCCAGGGUGAUGAUGUCACGAUUAGAUGCAUAAGUUGCAGUAUCAUCAGCAUAUAGACGCAAAGAUGAGAUUGUCCAGCAAAGUUUAGGUCAUUUAGAAAAAUGUUGAAUAACAGGGGUCCAAGUAGACUACCUUGAGGUACGCCGCAUUUGACUGGACACCAUUCAGAGAAUUUCCCAUGAAACUUGACCCUUUGCUGACGAUCAGUCAAGUAUGAUUGUAAGAAAGCAAUAGCAUCAUCAUUAAGACCAUACGAUCGCAAAAUUGUCUGGUAGGUCAGAUUUCUUUUAACAAGACAUUAGGCAUUUGGUGCAUAAGCAAGCAGGUGGAUAUAGAGGAAAAACUGUCAUUUAAAGCCUUUUUUCUUUGAUAGGUAUCACUUGUGUAGCUUCUGAAAGUACCAAAGAAGAUGAGGAGUAG
This is a messenger RNA of Porites lobata, 6471 nucleotides long. The record is from the annotation of a GenBank genome assembly. NCBI's taxonomy places the organism in Eukaryota, Metazoa, Cnidaria, Anthozoa, Scleractinia, Poritidae.